UGUGAACGAGCAAAUAAGGGCGGUGUUGUCCAAACCUGAAGUUGAGAGGGAAGUCCCUGUUUAAGCACUUGGUCCGGGACUGCAAGAUAAUGUGCUCUUCUGAAUUGACGCUGUGAGCGGGCUUUGCACAAGCACACUGGGAGAUUCCUGCUGGUCUUUUGUUAUGAUGAAGGCCUCAACAUCAAUGGCAGCUGAACAAUUAUCAAAGUUUCAGUCAGUUUUUCUUGUCUCAUAUUGUAACUCAGAUUUUUUGAAGGCUGCCAUGACUCAGCCAGGACUCUCAAAUUAACGGUUGAAUCUAAUCUGGAGCCAAAGUUCGGAGGAGUCAUGAUGUUUGUAAACAUGCGUAGAAUCAGGAAAUGCAAAGUUCUACAAAUAAUAUUAAUGUGCUUGGCUACCUCAAUGAUCAUGAUGUACUGGGAACAGCUUGACAAUAAAAUUGUGACCCAUGUCAAGUCCUACACAUACCGCUACUUUCCUAAUAGCUUCAAGUUCAUUAAUGCAAGCUUUAGAGUCAGUCCUAAAGAGGCUAUCAAGUUCAGCAAUCAUAGAUACAUCAUAAACCAACAAAGGAAAUGUGUUAAAAGAGACAUUCUGCUCUUGCUAUUUGUGAAAAGCUCCACUGAGAACUUUGGGAGAAGGCAAGCGAUUCGUUCUACUUGGGGAAAUGAGGCGUACAUUGAAAGGACGCUGGGUGUUACGGUAAAGGUGUUGUUUGCUGUCGGCCUUCAUCCUGAACCGCAGCAGAGAAGAACACUUCAGCUGCAAUUGUUCUUUGAAGACCAAAUAUAUCAUGACCUCAUCCAGCAGGACUUUAUAGACUCUUUCCACAAUCUUACUCUCAAGCUUCUUCUGCAGCUUGGCUGGAAAGAAACCUUCUGCCGCCAUGCACAGUUCCUCAUGUCUGCAGACGAUGACGUCUUUGUCCACAUUCCCAACUUAGUUCAUUAUUUGCAAGGGAUUGCCCGCAGUAAUGCCGAAGACCUUUGGAUAGGAAGGGUGCACAGUGGAUCCCCACCGGAGAGAGACAAAAAGAGCAAAUACUAUGUGUCCCGAGAUAUGUACCCAUGGAUGUCUUACCCAGAUUACACUCCUGGGUCUGGGUAUGUCCUCUCCAAAGGUGUGGCUACAAAAAUCUAUCAGGCUUCUCUCACCUUAAAUGCUUCCCUUCACAUUGAUGACGUCUUCCUUGGUAUCUGUGCCAAAAUGUUGGGCAUCUCUCCCAAGAAUCAUUUGUUCUUCUCAGGGGAGGGAAAAGCUCCUUAUCACCGUUGUAUCUACAACCAGAUGAUGACUUCACAUGGACAUGUUAGGGACAUCUUUGAAAUGUGGAAUCUUGCAACAGAACCUGAUGUUGGUCAAAUGUCAUCAGGUCUGUUUUGGAGGCUCUACUGCACCAUGGUGAAAGUGAGGCUCCUGUGUAUACCUUUUUCUUCAGUCUCAUAUCCAUGCAAGGCAGCUUUUUGGACAUGACAAUUUAGUAAAACUUAAAGGAACCCUUUGUGUUCUACCCUUAAUUUAUUGUACUGUAUAUGUAUCCAUAAAGACUUGGUCAUAUUUUACUCCAAAAUCAAAAGAAACAAAUAAGAAAUUAUAUUUUGCAUAUUGAAAAUGCAGUCUAUUUAACAGCUUUUGUUUUGUUUUUUUUUACAUUGUGACAUUAUUUUAUGACAUUUGCAAACAUUUUAACCCCCAAUUCUCAUUACCGCAAUGUGAACAAAGAUGAUAGUUAUGAAAUUCCCAUUACUGCAACGUAAAAAAAAAAAAAAGAUACAUUAAUUAAACUGUCAAAGUAGUAUUCCCUUGGUACUGCAUUACAUUUUUUGCAAUAAAAACAAAAAAACAUUGUACCACAGCAUCUUUUUAUUUUUAUUUAAAUAAUAAUAAAAAAAAUAGUUACAGAAUUUAGAAUAAUAAUUGAAAACAAUGGGAACAGUAAAAGUAAAACAUCCGAAUAAGUUACAAUGAGAAAUACAAUACAAUUACAAUGAGAAUUAGGGUAAAGUCUGCUUAAAGGGAUAGUUCACCCAAAAUGAUAAUUGUGUAUGACUUACUUUCUUCAGCAGAACACACACACACAGGAUUUUUAGAAUAUCUCAUACUAUGCAAGUGAAUGGUGAUCAGACAUUUGUAGCUCCAAAAAUCACAUAAAGGAAAC
This is a messenger RNA of Xyrauchen texanus (razorback sucker), 2158 nucleotides long. Its product is annotated as lactosylceramide 1,3-N-acetyl-beta-D-glucosaminyltransferase B-like. The transcript has 2 exons. The record is from RefSeq and is a predicted model, not a curated record. Bases 328 to 1473 code for a protein of 381 amino acids. Gene Ontology annotation, biological process: brain development. Gene Ontology annotation, cellular component: membrane. NCBI's taxonomy places the organism in Eukaryota, Metazoa, Chordata, Actinopteri, Cypriniformes, Catostomidae.